AGCGCCGAGCGAUGGGCAUCUCUCGAGACAACUGGCACAAGCGCCGCAAGACCGGGGGUAAGAGAAAGCCCUACCACAAGAAGCGGAAGUAUGAGCUGGGACGGCCUGCUGCCAACACGAAGAUUGGCCCUCGUCGUAUACACACAGUCCGAGUCCGAGGAGGCAAUAAGAAGUACCGUGCCCUAAGAUUGGAUGUGGGGAACUUUUCCUGGGGCUCUGAGUGUUGUAGCCGGAAAACAAGGAUCAUUGAUGUUGUCUACAAUGCAUCCAAUAACGAGCUGGUCCGCACCAAGACCCUGGUGAAGAACUGCAUCGUGCUUAUCGACAGCACACCAUACCGACAGUGGUAUGAGUCUCACUAUGCGCUGCCCCUGGGCCGCAAGAAGGGGGCCAAGCUGACUCCUGAAGAGGAAGAAAUAUUAAACAAAAAACGAUCAAAGAAAAUCCAAAAGAAAUAUGAUGAAAGGAAAAAGAACACCAAAAUCAGCAGUCUUCUGGAGGAGCAGUUCCAGCAGGGCAAGCUUCUUGCCUGUAUUGCCUCAAGACCAGGCCAGUGUGGCAGAGCAGAUGGCUACGUGCUAGAAGGCAAGGAGCUGGAGUUCUAUCUGAGGAAGAUCAAGGCCCGGAAAGGCAAAUAAACCAUCAUUCAUAGCUCAUGUAAUAAA
Messenger RNA from Peromyscus eremicus (cactus mouse), 665 nucleotides. RefSeq names its product small ribosomal subunit protein eS8-like. The record is from RefSeq and is a predicted model, not a curated record. The coding region runs from base 12 to 638 and encodes 208 amino acids. Gene Ontology annotation, cellular component: cytosolic small ribosomal subunit; ribosome. Gene Ontology annotation, biological process: translation; maturation of SSU-rRNA from tricistronic rRNA transcript (SSU-rRNA, 5.8S rRNA, LSU-rRNA). The transcript has a single exon. Lineage: Eukaryota; Metazoa; Chordata; Mammalia; Rodentia; Cricetidae. Gene Ontology annotation, molecular function: structural constituent of ribosome.